AUGGACAUCAAGGAUUACCUAGUUCAAAAUGGGAGCAUAGAAAACGCCUCUCGUUGUUAUGAACAUCAUCCAAAUUCUUGUCAGAAGAUUGAUUACCCGCUCAGUGUGCGAGUGGUGAUAUAUUUUGUCAUUGGUGUCAUUGUACUUCUUACAUUAUUUGGAAAUCUUCUGGUGAUCAUAGCCAUAACUCAUUUCAAGCAGCUGCACACACCAACUAACUACCUCACUCUCUCUCUGGCUGUAGCUGACCUGCUUUUAGGAGGGGUUGUGAUGCCUCCUAGCAUGAUACGCUCUGUGGAGACUUGCUGGUAUUUGGGGACUUUUUUCUAUCGAUAUUAUGCAAUAUGUCAUCCUUUACUCUACCACAUCAAAAUGACUCCUCUUACUACUGUCUUCAUGGUCACUGUUUGUUGGAGUGUUUCUGCCAGUGUGGGAUUUGGGAUGAUUUUUCUUGAGCUCAAUAUUAGGAGCCUUGAGGAUUACACUGAGAUUAUAUGUGAGGGGGGAUGUACGAUGAUUCUAGGACCCAUAACAGCUUUGAUUAUGUCAAUGUUCUCCUUGUACAUUCCCACGAUUGUCAUGCUUAGCAUAUAUUUAAAAAUCUAUUUUGUAGCACAGAGACAAUCACGUUCAAUACACAAUACACUUUCUCAGAUGAAUACAUCAAAAGGACAAGCAACUGUUAGUAAAGCAGAGAGAAAAGCCACUAAGACAUUAGCCAUUGUCAUGGGAGCUUUUCUAGUGUCUUGGGCACCACUUGUAAUCUACAGUAUUGUUUGGAUAUACCAAGGUUUGAGUGGCCCAGUGCAACUGUUUGAUUUCUUCGCUUGGGUUGGUUAUUCAAACUCAGCAUGUAAUCCCAUUGUGUACGCAUUCUUCUACACAUGGUUUCGAAAGGCCCUCAGAAUUAUUUUGUAUGGUAAAAUAUUCAGAAAUAAUUCUUCAAGAAUAGAGUUGUGUUCAGAAUAG
This is a messenger RNA of Colossoma macropomum (tambaqui), 969 nucleotides long. Its product is annotated as trace amine-associated receptor 1-like. Gene Ontology annotation, cellular component: membrane. The coding region runs from base 1 to 969 and encodes 322 amino acids. The transcript has 2 exons. The record is from RefSeq and is a predicted model, not a curated record. Lineage: Eukaryota; Metazoa; Chordata; Actinopteri; Characiformes; Serrasalmidae. Gene Ontology annotation, molecular function: trace-amine receptor activity. Gene Ontology annotation, biological process: G protein-coupled receptor signaling pathway.